AAACAUCUCAAUCUAAACAAGCUACAAUAUUUGUUUUAUCCAGUACAGUUUACAAUUGAAUGGUAAUUAACGGCAAGUAUGGGCUCAUUUGAGGGUCAUUUACUUCCCGGCACUUUCUUCUUAUUGUUUGGCAUUUGGUGGACAGUAGUCAUAUUUGACCGAUACUUUCGGUCACUCGUCAACUCGGCGCUAACCAAACGGUCGCAAGUGUUUAAAUGUCGUACCAGUUAUACGAAAUACGAGUCCUAUAUUAAGAUAAUAUCAACCAUUAUUGGCAUCGUAUUGGAGUAUUGGACGGCUUUAGAUAAAAAUUAUCGAUUCACACACACUGGUAUUAUUGAACUAAUGAUACACAAUGGCUAUCCAUUGCCAAAAGGUUGCGAUUAUCUGUCACUAUCUUUGGCUAUCUUUGCUGAGGGUUUGCUCUUUUAUUUUCAUCUUCACGGAAGGACAUCACUUGACAUUCACGUUCACACACUACUCAUAAUUAGCAUAAUAUUAUCAUUGAUAUCAGUAUUGAUUGAAUGGAUAUAUCGCUAUCAUUUCCUAUCGGCCUUUUGCCGCACAGUCUGUACUCUAUUGCAGGGCUUCUGGUUCUAUACGGUCGGUUUCAUACUAUACCCACCUUUCUCUCAGAGCCCUGUGGGUGAAAGUCACGGCAAACAAAUGCUUAUUACUGCACUGUUUUGUUGGGAAAUCGCCGCUAUUAUAGUGUUGAUGUCUUUUAUUGGAUCUGUCUUUUACUGCAAGAAUCGCAAGAUUUUGCAAACCAAUGAAUAUUCUGUUAAUUAUAGGUUAUGUGAAUCUAAUGUAGACUUUAAAUGUCUCGUCAAUGAUACCAAUGAUAAGGAUUUCAAUGAAAAUGAAUCGCAUAAACUCAGUAGUAAUGGCAUAAAGUCAUCAAUUAAUCACAAGUAUUCAACUAUUGUCACAUCGGAUGAUGAGAUCUGA
This is a messenger RNA of Oppia nitens, 951 nucleotides long. RefSeq names its product transmembrane protein 45B-like. The record is from RefSeq and is a predicted model, not a curated record. Lineage: Eukaryota; Metazoa; Arthropoda; Arachnida; Sarcoptiformes; Oppiidae. The coding region runs from base 79 to 951 and encodes 290 amino acids. The transcript has 7 exons.